Molecule: messenger RNA, 2229 nt
Organism: Prosopis cineraria
Lineage: Eukaryota; Viridiplantae; Streptophyta; Magnoliopsida; Fabales; Fabaceae
Exons: 17
Coding region: 196-1818 (540 amino acids)
Biological process (GO): positive regulation of fatty acid oxidation; fatty acid biosynthetic process; malonyl-CoA catabolic process
Cellular component (GO): mitochondrial matrix; peroxisomal matrix
Molecular function (GO): malonyl-CoA decarboxylase activity
Source: RefSeq, a predicted model, not a curated record
GAUUAAGCUAAAUAAGAGGCUAUCUGUUCAAGACUUCCAAUCUGAGUACCUCAGAAUCAUGAAAUGUCAUUUUCCAAAAGAAAAUGAGGAGCAAAAGAAAGGGUGGUUGCGUCGAUAGGAUGCUAUAACUAAAAGAAGUAAGAACGCUGGAAACGAUGGCUCGAUUCUACCGGUAAUUUGAUUUCGCUGAUAAAUAUGAAUAAGAAAGCUUUGGCUAUUCUCAUGCGCGCCAGAAUGAGACCUAACAAUUCCAGCAACCCUUCUCUUUCUCCUCUCGCUAAAGAGAUGAACCAAGUGCAGCAGAAUUCCCUGGAAAACCAAUCCACUGGGCAUGCUAUUCAACGUGACUCAGAAGCAGGAAGUAAAAUGCGUAUUAAUGACGCUGGCAAUUGUGAGAGAGAAUUUGAACUUGUUCGUACGUCAAUGCAUUCUGCGAUUUCUAUGAGCAAAACAGAAGAUCUAGAUACUGCACUUGAUAAUUUCUCAGAGGGUUAUUCUAAGCUUUCCAUUGAAAACCGCCGGAAGUUGCUGCUUGUGCUUGGCCGAGAAUAUGAUCUGAACAGAGUACAUGUUCGUGAACUGAUAAAACAGUAUCUUGGGCUUCAACUUCCUUGUGUUGCAGUGGAUGAAGCUCAAGGGAACUGCUCUGAAGAGGGCUUGUUUUCUUCAUUCUAUCGCAUUGAGCGGAAUUUGAGACAUGCACUUAGGCCACUUUAUGAAGUUCUCUUUGACCGUCUCAACACUCACCCUGGAGGGUUGAGAUUUUUGUCCAUUCUUCGUGCUGAUAUCUUAUCCAUUCUCACAGAGGAAAAUAUUUCAUCUCUGAGGGCAUUGGAUUCUUAUUUAAAGGAAAAACUGAGUACGUGGCUUAGUCCUGCUACCUUAGAGCUUCAUCAAAUUACAUGGGAUGAUCCAGCUUCUCUGUUGGAGAAAAUUGUUGCUUAUGAGGCUGUGCACCCUAUUAGCAACCUUUUGGAUCUUAAGAGAAGGCUGGGAGUUGGCCGUCGUUGUUUUGGAUAUUUACAUCCAGCAAUUCCUGGUGAACCCUUAAUUUUCAUUGAAGUUGCGCUUCUUAAGAAUGUAGCUCAGACUAUACAGGAAGUUUUGUGGGAUAGUCCUCCUAUACCUGAAAAUGAGGCAACAUGUGCAUUAUUCUACUCCAUUUCAUCAACUCAGCCUGGCUUAUCAGGGAUCAACUUAGGAAAGUUUCUCAUCAAACGUGUUAUAACACUGGUGAAACGGGAAAUGCCACAUAUCUCUACAUUUGCAACUCUGAGUCCCAUCCCAGGAUUCAUGCAGUGGCUUCUAUCCAAGUUGGCAUCACAAUCAAUACUUGCUGAAUCAGACUCAUCACAAUCACUGGCUGAGGGAUCCAGUUCCACAUUCUGGGAGAAUAUACUUAAACCAGAAGAAGAAAGGGCACUUAUGAGUAUAUCAAAAGAUAUCGCCAAUGGAAAAAAUGGAAUGGAAGUGAUGUUCAACUUGCUGACUUCUACAGACCACAAGUGGACCAAAUCAACAGAAAUGCUGUCCGUAUUACAACCCCUUCUGAUGCGAUUAUGUGCCAGAUACCUUCUUCAAGAGAAGAAAAGAGGAAGAGCGUUAGAUUCAGUAGCAAAUUUUCACUUGCAAAAUGGAGCGAUGAUUGAGAGAAUAAACUGGAUGGCUGAUCGGUCAGAAAAAGGCCUAUCUCAAAGUGGAAGCAUCAUGGUGAACUAUGUCUAUAGGCUGGAGCAUAUUGAUGAAUUCGCACAUUCAUAUCUCAGCACUGGUGAUAUUCACGCUUCAAGUGAUCUCCGUUGUAUUGUCGAGCCAUGAAAAUCUUGGAGUGACAAGAAAUUUUGAUGUCUGCUUGAACAGAGUAUGACGGGGACGUUUUAUUUCAAGGAUGGUUUCAUUGCAUACAGGUCUAGAUUAUGAAGAAGCUUUUUUACUAGUAAAAUUUGGUCACAUCUGUGACCUGUCCAGAGAAUAAUUGCAGCUCAUUACCAUCCAAACCAAGAUUUUGGUAAUAUGAUGGAAAACUACAUACUGAUCCAUGGGUUUUUAUUCACAAUACUGAAGAACUACUCUUAUAAUGAAAGGCACGUGGGAGAAUUGGCCACGGCUCACAGUUCCUACCUGGUUGUGUCUGUCAAGGCUUUGUAUAGCAUAGCACCUCAAGUGUAAUAUUGGACUUGGAAUAAGAAGGUUGUCUAUCAAAUAAUGUUAACGUGACAUAUUCCCAUA